AGUUGCCGUUUGGCUCGUGCCCGAAACUCUCCGGACACCCGCACCAAACCCCAUCCAUUUUCCAUAUCCUACGUCAGGAUGAUGUUCCUGACCAUUACAGCGCUUUAUUGGUUGCUGGCACGAGGCACAGAGGCUUCUCAUGCUGGCCUCACUGCAGACGAUGCUUGCUUUGGAAGUGAGACAGGCGCCUGUGGGCUUCAUGCGUUGCAAGUUGGAUUGCAGACCAUCAGCCCUAAGAGCGAUCGGGAGAAAGUCAUCACGAUCGGUCUGAGUGGUGAACCCCAGAGCCAUAUGCAGAUGGUGAUGGAACCUGACCGCCAAACAUUCGACUUCCGGCACUUCCACCCAUUACACCUGGGCCACAUGGCUCGGAAGGUCUUUCAUGAUGCUCUCCACUGGCAACCACUGAAAGGACUUUCAGGAUUCUAUCAAGUGGGUGCGUUCAGCCAGGUGCCUUUGGAUGCGCUGGUUGUGGCUAAAACCUAUCCUCAGCCAGAGAACAUGACCAUCGACGCCUGGCUUCGAGAUGUGUGGGCACAAACCCUGGCUGCAAGUCCAAAAAUGCGGGCAGAAGAGAGUUAUAGGCAGAAGGUCCUGAUCAUGGGAUUCAUCGCCCUCACGAUUUUGCCAUUGCUGGUGGUGCAGAUUGAGCGGCGUUCCAAAGCUUCACAGCCUUUUGAGACUAGACCUCAAACCAGCAUGAAGAUCACCCAGAAGGAGCUGGAGGAACACUGCACGACUUCUUCAUUGUGGGUUUCCAUUGGUGGUGUUGUCUGUGACGUCACAGACUUCCUGAUGCUUCACCCGGGCGGAAACGAGGUCCUCUUGCAGUAUGGCGGGCAGGAAGCCGCAGAAGCCUUUGAAGAGGUUGGCCACUCCGACUUCGCUCGACAGAUGGUUCAAGAGAAGGCCAUUGGAGUGCUGGUUGAUGGCAAUUCCUCUUUGCGAAGUGGUGCUGGGACAUCUUUGCUGGGUCGGCUGUUCACCAAAGAGGAUGGCUUCAACAUCCACAAAACGCUGGGCAUCAGCGUCCUUGUGCACGUGCUUUAUAGGGCCUAUGCCCAGCUGGCGAGAAUUCCGGACGCAGGCUUUACCAGCGGGUAUGGCUCACUUGCACUUUGUUGGUUAAGUAUUGCGCUACAGUCGACGUCCUACUUCUUCGAGGUGCCGCGUGCACGUUUGUUGGGCAGCCCAAUGAUUUGGCAAGAAUGGCGAGCACACAAUUUCAUUUUUGUGUCAAGGCAUGUUGCCGCCUUUACUAUUUGCUGGGCCUAUUUGCGCUGGGUAAAUACGAGCAAUCAGAUCGCUUCAACGAUGCUAGAUUUCUCAAUGUUUGCAGUGCUCUAUAUUCAGCUUUAUUCGGUGGACGUGGUCACUGCAUACAUCCGAGAGGACAAACAUACAUCAUUGACAGCAAGUUGGCCAUUCUGGGAUGGCUGCCCGAUUUGGCUGGAAAAGACCAUUAAGUGGUACUACACCAUCGCUCAAUUUCAGGCAAGCACCCUUUUGAUCAUGACUGGCAAUGACCUGUUCGGCAAGUACAUGGUGAUUUUCCCCUUCCAGUUUGCUUCCUUUCUGAUGACCUUGGUCAGAAAGGGCAUCAUCACCACCAAAGGAUUUCACGCUGGGUAUCUUUGGAGCUUGUGGAUGGUGGUUUGGCUGAUUCUAGAUGCUGAUUGGAGAACGACCAUCGGAUCUUGGGUUUUGCCUGACAUAGACGUCUUGCAAUUUCCAGUCAUGUUGAUCACCUGGUUGGUUUGCAUCACCAUCCAAAAGAUUUGCAUGGGCUUCAUGACGGAGACUCGGGCUCGACGCUUCUUAGAAGCCCGCCGGAAGCCUUUGAAGCUGGUGGCCAAGGAGAAGGUCAAUGAUGCGUUCUUCUUGCUGAAGUUUGAGAUCCCGGCUGGCUAUACGGCUGGGAUUAAUCCUGGACAACACGUAAAAGUCCAUGUGGAGAACAUUUCCAAGAACGCGCAAACAUGGAACAAGUCUGUGAACUUGGAGGAACCCGUCGAAGAGCUGAGUCGAUCCUACACUCCAGUGUCUGCAUCGACAUCCCCGACCAUAGAUCUCAUGAUUCGCCAAUACCCGAAGGAACCUGAUCGAGGCUUCCCUGAUGGAGGCCGUGCGAGCACUUUCUUGAUCGAGAAGCUGGACAUUGGGCAGAAGAUGUUCCUGACUGGCCCUCACGGACACCAGCUCUACUUUGGGCAGGGUCGCUUUUUGGUGGGCAAGAGCGUGAUCACGGCACGAGCUUGUGGUGCCAUUGCUGGCGGCUCUGGCAUUACGCCGGUGCUGAGCACGUUGCGGGAUAUUUGGCAGGAGGGUCGGCGUGAUAUCCGUGAUCGAGAUCAAAGAAUCAUGGGGGAGCAAGCAGUGAGGAUGGACGAGUUUGCCGUGCUCCAUGUGACUCGCAAAGCAUCAGAAGCAUUGCCAGCAUCAUGGUAUCAAUCAGCAAAGGGCGCCACAGAUGCGACACCCAUUCGGGUCUCGCAUGUGGUGACUGGAGACGGUGCCAAGGCAGAAGUUGCAGGAGUGAAGAAGUGCUGGUCUGGCAAGUUGACUGUGGAGAUGGUUCAGCAGUCGCUGCCAGCUCCGGCAGAUGAUGUGGUGAUUUUUGUUUGUGGUCCACAGGGCUUCAAUGAAUCGUUGUGCCGACCAAUGCUGCAAAAGCUUGGCUAUUUGCAUGUAGUGAUGCUCCAAUGAUGAGCCAGGAGCCCCUAGAAAGCGGCAAGCGCCUGCGCUCGGGAUGAUAAAGCGGCAAGAAUCAGAAAGAAUCACCCUAUGUCGCGUCUUGAGUCUUGAGUGUCGCAGAUGAUGGA
Messenger RNA from Durusdinium trenchii, 2822 nucleotides. The record is from the annotation of a GenBank genome assembly. NCBI's taxonomy places the organism in Eukaryota, Dinophyceae, Suessiales, Symbiodiniaceae.